Messenger RNA from Paramacrobiotus metropolitanus, 2026 nucleotides. RefSeq lists its product as uncharacterized. The record is from RefSeq and is a predicted model, not a curated record. The coding region runs from base 291 to 1763 and encodes 490 amino acids. Lineage: Eukaryota; Metazoa; Tardigrada; Eutardigrada; Parachela; Macrobiotidae. The transcript is spliced from 3 exons.
AGAGGACAGCCACGAACCAGAAAAAAACAUUUAGCAGGCGAGCGGGAACCUGGAAUUUUUUUCUUUUUUGUGAGAUCUUCCAUCAAUAUCAGAAUGUUAUGUUAUUGUGCCUCAAAACCGGGAGACCUGCAAAGCCUUUCGGCCCUUGCCCAACGGCUUAUGAAGCUGCCUGACGCAUGUGACUGGAAUAAGAAAUUGGGUGGAAUUGGGCUUUGUUGUGCUUUCAUCGGAGUUUAUGCGAUUUGAACAUCCGAUGAAGGGUUGAUGUUAUAUUGUUAUAUGUUAGCGUUAUGGAGCCAGUGCUGAGUCUGGAAUCUUGCGCGAAAUGUGUACCGCUUUUGGAAGUACUGCUGAAACUCCGUAAUGCCAAUCUUCAGUUUCAAACGAACGUGGAAGAAAUCAGCCUUUUGGUGAAAGAUCGCCAAGCGAAGGAGAAAGAAAAUCAAGAACUGCUGUCGGAGCAAAAGAAGACAAACGCAGAAAAUCAGGAGUUACUAUCGGAAAAUAAGAAAAUGAGGAACGAUAUUAAACGCAUUCGCGAUCAGAAUUUCCAGCACCUGCAGGAUAUUGAACUGCUGAAAACCGAAAAUAGAGAACUGCGUGCUCAGAUUACUAUCUGCAGGGACCGCAAAGAGCAAGGAACGCAAAUAGACACAUUUCCCAAGCAUGCGACGACCCAAACGAAAGUUGCGACCAAAGUGGCUAGGAUUCUAACUGAUAAAUUUCCGUUAUUUCCAGUACCUGAUAUACCUUCCAAGGAAGCAGUCAGCAGUUCUCUUCCUGAGGAUACAGGCAAGAGAAGGUCCCCUGUGAAGCGAAUUGCCAAAAGAAAGAAACUGGAACUGUUGUGUGAAAAUGGAGAUCUGGAAUAUUCAUACGGUAGCGGUAAAGCAGGCAGCUGUGCUAAAUGUGGUACAAGUUUCCGCGGUAGUAUUGAACUUUGCUUAUACUGUUAUCAUUAUCCGGACUACGAAAAUUUUCUUGAUAUUAAGGAUACGCUGUCACGGAAUCCUAGUGAAUACCUUACAGAUGGUGUAUUUAAAAGGCCUAUUUCACCGCGACCAGAGCCAGAUCUAAAGAAAUUGUCGAAAACUUCUCCGCCUUUUGAGCACCCAUCCAGUGCUUAUUCGCGCAGCGUGGAGCCGUCCGAGUACUGUGGUCUGAACGGUGCCGUUGAUUUAUCGCUUGCACCCGAAAAUAUUCCAGAAUCGAGUGUCGACCUUAACGAUGCAAAGGAUCUUCCAAGUGACUGUGUUGCUCACAAUCAGUUGCUAUUACGUGCUACAACAGUGACGAAUCACAUAAACGCCAAUUUCGCCGACGUUGCUCCUGUUAUGUUUGCUGGACCAAUUCAGGAUUUGAAUUUGCAUUUCUUUUCCGAUAGUUUGAAUUCGCGUACCAUGGAGGAUGAUUUGGACGUAUUUUUUCAGUCAGCCAAAGAGUGUGUGCUGAUCAGUGAUUGUCCCGAAUUCGACAGUGGUGAUGAUGCCGAAAUGACAGCAUUAACAGCGGAAGUAGAUCUUAUACUUUCGGAGCUCCGUUGCUUUCGGGACGCUCCUUUGUCGCCCCUGUCGGAAAUCAGUGAAGAAGAAGAUACCGGUUUUGAGGAAGAUGCUGAUUUUAUUUCGAGGUCUGCAGCGGAUGUGGAAAUGGCGGAUGAUCCGGAAAUUACGCAUAUUUUAAGGCGCUGGAGAUUUGAAUUUGGUGCCGAUAUGAGACCGUUAUCGCCAUUGUCUGAACCUGACGAUUGUUCUGCAGACUGAAUGAGAUUGCCAAAAAAAUGAAGUUGUGAUUAAAAUAUUGAUCUACUGUGGUUUCCUUUUAUAACAAAUUUUAAGUAUCCGAUCCGGUGUUACUUUUAAUGGUAACGACUUACAGGGUGAUUGUUUAAGUAAUCAUUGCAUCCAGUGUUGGAUUUUGUUGCUUUCGUUUCGUUUGUUAUUUUGUUGAUUUUGAUUAUCCUGGGAAUUUGGUUAAUGCCAAUUUGGCAUUUGUAAACUCGAAUGAUGAAACUGGUUUGGUUUGU